UAUCGGGAUCUUCUAUUGACCCUGGAAUUCGACCCCUCCAAGGGCCUCCUUCCUACCCCGGCAAGCUCUCCACCGCCUCGAUCCACCGGCUCGCUCGACCCCUUGAGGUUCAAACAUUGCCAAGCACAGCUUCCAGCGUUUGACGACCUCCUGGACCGGUCAUCUUGUCUUUGUUUCUCAGCGGCGCAGCAUUCCCAGUUCAGAAUGGCGUACAACCAACAGCAACGCCAGCAGCAGGACCAGCAGAACCAGCAGAACCAACAACAGCAGCCCGACAACCGCAAUCCGAACCGUCUCCAGCUCAACUUUGGCUACAAUAACGCUCCAAACUACGCCGCCGAAUCAGGUCGUGCCUUCCCGACCACUCCCUCGACAUUCCCACAGCCAUUCCCAAACUCUCAGGGCCAGCAAGAGGUAUGGGGCACACAACAGACAAGUGGGAUCAAUAGCCAGGGAUACUUCUACAACAAUCAAAAUGGCUUCCAGCAGCAGCAGCAGCCGCAGCAGCCGUACAGUAACACAAAUUCUCCGGCUCCUGGCUACCCAAGAUCACCUGGUCCAGGUUUCAACGAUGUGACCAACGGUCUUGCCCAUCAAUUCCAGCAUCAGAACCUGGGCGGAAACACACCUCGCUCAGGCAGUCCGUACGGAAGACAGCCAUCGCCAGCGAUCUCUGGACGGCCGCGUACGGCCGGGGCGACUGGCCAGGCACAGUACAACAGCUACCUGAGUGCACCUGCGCCGCCAGUGCCACAGCAGAAUGCUACUUAUGACGACGAGCCGCCCGUGAAGAAUCCGGAGAAGUAUUCGAGCUCAAUUGUGGACCGUGUGAAGCUGCAGAAGAUGCUCACGCAGGAGUUCUUCAAGGAGAAUGUGGAGAGGGCGCGUGCACGCAAUGAACGCUGCAAGGAACUUGAUGCUAUCAUGAGCGACGCACAGCUAUCCGACUCCCGCAAAGCAAGCAAGCAGAACAGCAUGCGUCGGUCCGAGGCCAACUUUCUGAGAUUCCUGCGUACUCAUGAGAAGCCGCAAAACUACAACACUCUCAAAAUCAUUGGCAAGGGUGCCUUUGGUGAAGUCAGACUGGUGCAGAGGAAAAACGACGGCAAGAUCUAUGCGUUGAAAUCAUUGAUCAAGCAAGAAAUGCACAAGAAAGACCAACUGGCCCAUGUACGAGCAGAGCGUGACAUUCUGGCAAACGCCGACAGCCCGUGGUUGGUGAAGCUACACACAUCUUUCCAGGACAACACAUUCCUCUACAUGCUGAUGGAGUUCCUUCCCGGUGGUGAUCUCAUGACGAUGCUCAUCAAGUACGAGAUCUUCUCGGAAGAUAUCACCCGCUUCUACAUGGCAGAGAUCACUCUGGCUAUCGAGGCAGUUCACAAGCUAGGCUUCAUCCAUCGUGACAUCAAACCCGACAACAUCCUACUUGACCGCGGCGGGCAUAUCAAGCUCACCGAUUUCGGUCUCAGCACUGGCUUUUCCAAGGAGCAUUCGGCAUCCUACUACCAACAACUCAUGUCCCAGACAAAAUCCAAGUCGGUCUCGCAGAACCGCAACAGUGUUUCUCUCGACCAAAUCCAGCUCACCGUAUCGAAUCGAGCCCAGGUCAACACUUGGAGAAAGUCUCGACGUCAAUUGGCGUACUCGACUGUAGGAACGCCGGAUUAUAUCGCGCCAGAAAUCUUCAGCGGAAAGGGCUACGACUUUGGCUGCGAUUGGUGGAGUGUGGGAACCAUCAUGUUCGAGUGUUUGAUCGGAUGGCCGCCAUUCUGUGCGGAGGAGCCUCAUGAUACAUACAGGAAGAUCGUUGAUUGGCCUCGCCAUCUCAACUUUCCUGCAGACCAGCAGCUGGGACCCGAGGCCGAGCACUUCAUCCGAAGUCUCAUCUGCGACCCUGCCAACCGCCUCGGACGUGUUAGUGGAGCUCAAGAGCUGAAGAACCACCCGUUCUUCCACGGCGUCAAUUGGGAUGGUCUCCGCAAGAUCCGCGCUCCGUUCGAGCCCAAGCUCCAGAGCAAUGUCGAUACACAGUACUUCCCAAUCGACGAAAUCCCUCAAGUCGACAACUCUGCUCAGCUCCGCGCGCAGACGGACGCCCUUGGCGGCGAUGACUCGACGCUCAGCCUGCCGUUCAUCGGCUAUACGUACAAGCGCUUCGACGCUUUCAGAGGCAGCUAGACUGCUCAUCCUGCUUCAAUCAGCGCUUUCGGUGGCGUUUGCAUUGCAUGGUUGAGCGGAAUAAUGGAGUCAACCUUUACGGCGGCAUGUGUAAUGAAAUGUAGACGGCCGAGCGAGCGAGAGAAGGUGGUCGAAGGCAAAGAUGGAGCCGAAUUGAGCGACGGCCACGUCAGGAGAAGCGAGCCUACAUAGGCCGACUCUGGACUUGCCAAUGCUCCGAGCAUGCUUCUUGUUCAAGGACUCUGCCUUCUUGAGUUUGGGCAAUUUCAGCUGCGUCUGGCAGCCCUCUGCCCUAAAUGGAGAGCCUGCACUUGGGGCCUUUUACGGCAGCGAUUGGUAGCUCUCUCGUGGACGCUGUGACACGAGCAUGUAGAUGUCUUUUGCACAGUCGGUUUCUGUGUAAUGUGAAAGGCC
Molecule: messenger RNA, 2595 nt
Organism: Zymoseptoria tritici IPO323
Lineage: Eukaryota; Fungi; Ascomycota; Dothideomycetes; Mycosphaerellales; Mycosphaerellaceae
Gene: MgCBK1
Product: Serine/threonine-protein kinase
Exons: 5
Coding region: 205-2181 (658 amino acids)
Biological process (GO): intracellular signal transduction; peptidyl-serine phosphorylation
Molecular function (GO): ATP binding; protein serine/threonine kinase activity
Source: RefSeq, a predicted model, not a curated record